GAUGAAAAACUGGUCCGCUCGCCGAAGGGAACCCGGAAGUGGGGCGCGGCAAGUAAAGGUGCCGGAUCCUCUGGCUGUGGUUGAGGUGGGGUCUAGCUGGGCUCGGCCCCCGCCCAGGACCGGACUGAGGAGCCACCACCCAGACGGAGCGGGGGUAUCAGGACCCAGCAGAUCGAGACAGCAGAUGGCUAGGAACGCGCCUGAGGGCACAGGUCCCAUGCACGUGCCUUUUGGGCAUAUUGUGGCCAACACGAAAUGGCGCGGAUCGAAGCUCCUGCAGGGGAUGCAAGGGAAAAUUAAAAUCGUUUUUGAGGAUGGCCUGACACCGGUAGAUUUUUACGUGUCAAGCAGAUCUUGCAUUCUUUAUGUCACCGAAGCUGAUUUGGUGGCAGGAAAUGGCUACAGAAAGAGGCUUGUUCAGGUUAGAAACUCCAGUAAUCUUCAAGGGAUCGUGAUAGUUGAAAAAACGCAGAUGAGUGAACAGUACUUCUUGGCCAUACAGAAGUUUACUGUGCUGGACCUUGGGAUGGUGUUGCUUCCAGUGACCAGCCAGAUGGAAGCGUCCUGCCUUAUUAUCCAGUUAGUUCAAGAACAAACCAAAGAGCCCAGUAAGAACCCUUUCCUCAGUAAGAAACGGACUCUGAUGCCUGAGCUAUCCCUCCUUCGAACUGUGCAGCAGAUCCCAGGAGUUGGAAAAGUUAAAGCCCCUCUUCUGCUUCAGAAGUUCCCAAGUAUCCAGCAACUCAGUAAUGCUUCCAUCAGAGAACUGGAGCCAGUGGUUGGACAGGCAGUGGCACAGCACAUUCAUGCCUUCUUCACACAGCCCAGGUGACGGCUCUUCCCGCAGCCAGGAGCUACAGCAUCUUGUUUUCUUUGCAUAUUUAAAAAUUGAGAACAAAGAAAUCUCCUUUCACUGCAACUAAUGAAAGAUGAGGUGAGGCCUGAAUGGAAGCUGCCAGUUGCCCUGCCCUGUUCUCUGGGUUCAGGCGUUUAAGAGAGUGGAGUUAGUGGGCUCUAGGUAGCCCGGCUCUCAUCCUGCUAGUGAAAGACGGCCCAUUGGGGGGCACCUGGCUGGCUCACGGGUAGAGCAUGCCAAUCCUGAUCUCAGGGUUGUGAGUUCGAGUCCCAUGUUGGAUGUAGAGAGUACUUGAAAAUAAAGUCUUUAAAAGAGAGAGAGAGAGAGCCCAUGGGGAUCUUCCUAAAAGAGUUUAAAUUGGGACUCUCAAAUUCAGCAAAAAGCCAGCCUGGGCAGAUUUUAACAUAUGACCUUGACCUUGUCUAGCAUGGAAAAGUCUAAUCAAGUUUCAGAAGGUAGAAGUGACCUUCUAAAGGAAACAAAGCUACAAUGAAGCACUAUGCUGUGUACCAUAAGCCUCUUGUUCCUGGUGACAGGCCCAGUGUUCUUCCAGUCUAGUCUUAAUAUCACUAUGUUUUGAGGGUGCUGCCAGUGUAAACAAACAGUUGUACUGCC
Molecule: messenger RNA, 1471 nt
Organism: Neofelis nebulosa (Clouded leopard)
Lineage: Eukaryota; Metazoa; Chordata; Mammalia; Carnivora; Felidae
Gene: FAAP24
Product: FA core complex associated protein 24
Exons: 5
Coding region: 2-832 (276 amino acids)
Biological process (GO): interstrand cross-link repair
Cellular component (GO): Fanconi anaemia nuclear complex
Molecular function (GO): chromatin binding
Source: RefSeq, a predicted model, not a curated record